AGGAGGGGGUGGGGAUAAACGUGGGAGGGGCGGCGGGGGGAGGGAGCCGAGUCUGCGGUCCGGGAACCGCCUGAUGUCCCGCCCCGGCGCUCAGUCGCUGCCGCGCCGGCUCGGAGACCGGACCAGUUCGCUGUGUUGCUGCCGACGGGACCCGGAGCAGGAGGUUAACAGCAUGGGUGGCAGGCUUGGCAGAAAGCGGAGAGGCUACAAUGUGAGUGAGCCAAAAGAGAACAGAACUGCUGCAGAGUCCACUGAAAAUCCUGAAGUGAAACAAAUUGAGCCUGAGAACAAAGUUUCUUCUAAGGAUCAAUUCAAGACAAUUGGUGAACAACAGCCAGCAAGUGAAGCUCCCAAACAGGCAGAUGAAAGACCUGGAGAGAGAGAAACUGCUUUGGUGACGGUGGAUGUGGAAACUGCAGAAAUAAAUAACGUGGCAGUAGUGAGUACCUCCACUGAGCUUCCUCAUGGUUCUCAAAUGCAAGAGAAUGUAAUCUCUGCUGGUUUGGUAGAAGCAGCAAAGCAAUUGCCUGACCAGGCAGAACAGUGCCCAUUACCAGAGGCUGGUGUGCAAUCCAGUGCUAUCCCAGAGAUUGGCUCGGCUGCUGAAGUUCCAGAUGUGGCAGUGCCAAGUGAACCACAAACCAAGGAAGUGCCAGAAAAUGGCUCCAAUGGGGAAACUCUAAAAUCAGAUUUGGACACAGGAAAAAGUGUACCUGAAAUCCCUGAAGACCCUUCACCUGAGAAAUCUAGCUUGGGUGACCAAACUGUAACAAAUCUUGAUGAACAACUAGAAGUAUACCCCUGUGGAAACCUAAAUGUUCAAGUGGAUCCUGGCAAAAUUCUUGAAGGAGUUUCCGGAGAAACACUCCAUGCUGCAAUGUCUUUGCCUGUCAGUCAUGAGGCACCUCUGCAACCCACUCUGAAAGAAAUAGAAACAUCUGUCCAGGAGACACGGUCUGAAUCUCCAGUUAAAUGUGACUUCUCUAAGGAAGAUGAAGAACCAAAAUUGGCAGCAAUAAUAGAAGAGACACCUAUUGAUGUUGUGUUGAAGAAUGAAGUGGCCUUGUGUGCAGAUCUGGAGAAGGAUGUGACUGAACCCGACACUAAAGAUGAAGCCCAGGGAGUAGUUGGUGAACCUCUUCAUUCCACUACCCAAGUAACACCUGAUUCUGGAGAGCCAUCUGACUGUGUACAGGAUAACUCUGCCUGUGGGAGUAGUAAUGCUGCUGAAACUGAAGAUCACAGCCAAUCACUGGAGGGAUCUGGAAAUGCAUCUGUAGACUCUUGCAGUGUGACAGAUACAGUCCAAGUGGAUCUAGUUGCUGCAGAAUCUGUCCCAGAGAAUACUUGUCCAAGCAUAGAAAAAUUGACUGAAACCAGCCAUGAGCAGACUGUGGAACUGAUUGGCUGCCAAGAUAGCAUAGAAGAAAUAUCCCUCCUCAAGACUAAUUCUGAACUAAUACCAGAUAUUAAACUCACUGUGUAUGGUGAAGGUUUACAAGAGGAAGAAGAGAAGGAUGAUACACAGCCAGCUCCUGUGGAUGAAACCAUUGCUCUGGAUACUAAUACUGAUCCACAACCACCAAAUGAAGUGCUGGAUGAGAAUCAAUCAACACUGCGUUCAGCUGAAGUAGGACUAGAAAUGCACAAGUCUUCAGAUCAAGAAAUCGUGAAACUGGAAACUUCAGGAGAUCCUGCACCUGAAUGUGGAAGUUCAGGUCCUAUUGAAGAGGUUUUGGCAAAAGUAAACACUGAAGAAACUAGUUCCACAGAGAACUCUACAGCUUUUGUAGAUGCUGGAAAACCAACUGAAUCCAUCACCAGCAAAACUGAAGAUGACAACCAUCCAGAGUCUUCUGUUACAAAUGGGACCACUCCAGAUGGUGAAUUGAGAAACCAGAGCAAAGUGGAAGUAAUUGGCCAAAUUACAACUGCAGAAGUUGAAGAGGAUCUCCAAGCUAGCAGCUCGGAACCAAUCAUAAGUAACACCACUGAACAAGUGAUUGAAAAUCUUCCUGCAGAGGAAUCCUGUCUUGCACUGGAUAACCAAACUCUCAAUUCAGGACCACUAGAUGUGAAUGUUGAAUGAUUCCAGUUGGAAGCAGAGGCUUAUGAAGAUGAGGUUAAAGAUCCAGAAUAAAUUUUGCAGGAGGUGGAAGAUUGGUUGGAUUUUGGACUUGUUCAAACCAGCUAGUGCCUGAGUUUGAUUUGAGAAGGAAACUCCAAGCUUGUGCUGCAAGCAGGAUAGUGAUUCAACUUGCAGUUUGUGAACAAUCUUGAUUAGUUCCACAAUCUUCCACUGAGGUUUAUUUUACUUGAAGAAUGCACCAAAAAACACUGGAAGACUGAAACUGAGACUCUGCCUUAUGCCAUAGCUUUCAAUAUGCAAGAUGUUGGGUAUUAGUACACUUUUAAAAAGCAUGUAAAUCUAAAAGGUUUGUUCAGAACACUUGAACUCUAAUUUAAGUCUUCUAAAUUUAGUCUUCAAUUUGCAUAAUAUGCUUUGAGGUCAGUUACUAAUUGGAUAAUGAGGGUUUUUAAAACUUAAUAAAAUGUCAUACUUAUCCUA
Molecule: messenger RNA, 2569 nt
Organism: Pristis pectinata (smalltooth sawfish)
Lineage: Eukaryota; Metazoa; Chordata; Chondrichthyes; Rhinopristiformes; Pristidae
Exons: 2
Coding region: 74-2089 (671 amino acids)
Source: RefSeq, a predicted model, not a curated record